AUGGCAUCCGACGAACCCAGCAUCCGGGUCGAUUUUGGCACCCCGAUCGUCUUCUUCGAUUCCCACCCGGACGAGCAGGAGGGUCUUAUAUACUCCUACUGGUCCGGACUCAAAUCCACACUGAAGAUCGCAUGGACAGGAGAAGUCCCCAAGUUCCACGAGACAGGCGUUCUGCGCAUUUACUUCUGGACGCAUGAUGGCACUCAGGGAUUGAAGGACUACGAGCUUCGUGAAUACCAGACCGUAAAGGAGGAUUGGCAGAAGCUUUUAGAUCUGCCGGAAGUUAGGAGAGCGGUUGUCAUGGGCUAUUCGGGCCAGAACCCAUACACGCUGGGCAAUAAUCCUUGGGUGGAGAAGUUCAAAAGGGACGCGAAGAGGGCUGCGAAGGCGGAAGAGGAGAGGAAGGCUCUCGGGCUGAAGGCGGCGGAGAGGAAGAGAGAUAACAAUGCUGGGGGAAUGAUCGACUUCGAUGAGCUGAUUGAACAGACUGAGCAGGCGGAGUAUGAGAAGGAGCUUAAGGAACGGGAGCGGGAGCUGGAACGUUCCGGAUCGUCUGAGCAUGAUCGACUACUCGAUGUCUGA
Cadophora gregata is the source of this 582-nucleotide messenger RNA. RefSeq lists its product as uncharacterized. Lineage: Eukaryota; Fungi; Ascomycota; Leotiomycetes; Helotiales; Ploettnerulaceae. The transcript has a single exon. The coding region runs from base 1 to 582 and encodes 193 amino acids. The record is from RefSeq and is a predicted model, not a curated record.